Molecule: messenger RNA, 387 nt
Organism: Dictyostelium purpureum
Lineage: Eukaryota; Evosea; Eumycetozoa; Dictyosteliales; Dictyosteliaceae
Exons: 4
Coding region: 1-387 (128 amino acids)
Molecular function (GO): actin binding
Source: RefSeq, a predicted model, not a curated record
AUGACGUUUACUUGUGUACGUCUUCAAGGUGGUCAAUGUCAAGAUGAUGAUGAUCGUAAGAGAUUUGCAAAUAAUUUAGCUUCAUUUAAAGGUGGUGUCAAUGCAUUGGAUGCAUUAGCUCAACAAGCCGAUGCCGAUAGGAUCAGGAAAAGAAAAGAAAUAUUUAGAGAAGAAUUAUUAGCUGCUGCUAAAACCAUUGAAGAUACGGCUAAUUCUUUAUUGGUUGCAAAGUCAAAGAUAGAACCAAAGAAAGAAGGAGAUGCUCUUGAUGUCGCUGAAGCUAUGCUGGAAGCCGCUAUGGUAAUUACUAGUGCUCAUCAACUUUGUCUAUCACAACAUAAACUUACAAAUGCUGCAAAGAGUGUACAAAUGCUACAAACUUAUUAG